Pedinophyceae sp. YPF-701 is the source of this 1434-nucleotide messenger RNA. The record is from the annotation of a GenBank genome assembly. Lineage: Eukaryota; Viridiplantae; Chlorophyta; Pedinophyceae.
AUGUCGCUGGACGGAGACGAUGAGAAGGAAGGCGACGGGCACCUCAAGCGCAAACACGAGCCGGCGAGAUGCGAGGCGCAGCGGUGUUUUGGGCUACCACGGUCAUGCACCGCGCCCGUCUUCCAGAGCCGCGAGAACGACGGCGAGCACUUCUGGCUCUGUCAGUCACACUACGAGGAGGGUCGCGACGCCAGCGCGCCCCAGCGACAGCCCCGCACGGUCUCCGACGAGGGCAUCCGGGCGGCACUGCGCAGGCUCUGGGAGCUGCCGGGCUGCGACCUGCACAGGCUCGCGGGCAAGGGCGCGCUCAGUGACUCGCAGUGGCAGGAAGUGAUCGACCUCGCGGGCAACCCGACGCCUGGGCAGCCGAACGAGACGUUCCAGCGCGCGGUGGUGCGCGCCCUGCGGCACUACGCCGACCGCGGGGGGAUGCGGUCGACGUCGGCGUUCGCGGGCGACGUCGGGGAGCUCGCGGAGGACAGCCUGAGCGACGGCAGGGCUUCGCGGGUGGAGGUUCACACGGUCCCGGGCUGCCAUGGCCCCCUGGUGGUGCACCACCAGCACGCGGCCGUGGCGCGGUGGUUCCCGGCGAAACUCAUCAGGGACGUGCGGAAGCUGCAGGCGACGGACGAGGACGCGUCCGGGGAGCACACGUUCCUCACGGCGUUCGCGCAGUUCCAGGCGCGCAGCGUCGAAGAGGUGUGGAAGGACAUGACGCGGCAGGGCGCGAAGAGGCCGAGCGUCACAAAGAUCCAAGCGGCGGAGACGCUCGCGCGGCUGCACAAGGCGCUGCAGGGCUUCAUGGCGGACGUGCGCGACACGGUCAUCGCGCCGUACCUGCGCUGCCUCAACGCGGCGCCGCACAUGUGUCCCGAGAACAUCUGCGAUGGGUUUUUCCUGGACUAUCGGUCGGCGUCGGACGCGGAGCACGGCGCGGGGCUCGGCGGGCACGUCGACGGCGGGACGUGGACGCUGCUCGUGGUGCUGCCGGCGCUGCCGCGGGAGGAGUGGCGCGGGUGCGAGCUGGUGUUCAACUGCGACGCGGACCUCGCUGCGGGCGAGGGGAGCCGGCUGCGGCGGACGAGGUUCAGCGGGCUGGGCCCGGCGACGGAGAAGGGGGCGCUGCGCAUGCGUCCGAUCCGGCGCGCGGACGGCGCGGCGACGGACGAGGUGUGGACGGCGCGGCUGCAGGGCGGGGACGUGGUGUGCCAGGGCAACGGGCUCGAGCACGCGGUGAACGACUUGGACGCGGAGUUCAACAAGGGGAAGGCGCGGCGGCACAGCCUGGCGCUGUUCAUGGGCUUCCCGGUCGGGCGCGCGCCGGAGAGGGAGGAGGGGGACCCCGUCGACGUGCGGCACGUGGAGGACAGCGACGACGAGCGGCCGCGGCGGCGGCUGCGGUCGCACUGCCGCGGGGGCGCGCGGGAUGUGUGA